Lacerta agilis (Sand lizard) is the source of this 2783-nucleotide messenger RNA. It is a transcript of the gene ZNF839, whose product is annotated as zinc finger protein 839. Lineage: Eukaryota; Metazoa; Chordata; Lepidosauria; Squamata; Lacertidae. The record is from RefSeq and is a predicted model, not a curated record. The coding region runs from base 16 to 2451 and encodes 811 amino acids. The transcript is spliced from 8 exons.
GAGCUGGUCGCUAAGAUGGCGGCCUCUGAAGCGAACGGACCUGCAGACCCGGACUCGGCGCUUGGCCAGGAAACCGUUUCCUCUGGGGCUCUUUGGCGUCUACAGCAGCCGGGCGAGACCUUACCCCUUGGGAAGCAAACGGGGAGGCCCGUCUCCAGGAUGCCCGCGGGCCGCCGUAUCGCCGGGGCUGCGGCAUCGCCUCAAGGGCGGGAAGCUCCAGUAGCCCAGGACGACGGCCUCGCGGCUUCUCAUCCCGACUUUCUGGCUCAGGGCUUCAGCUCGGCGACUUCCUCCUCGACUUCGGCGGCCCCGCCGGUGUCCAGUAUCCCGCACGACGUGGCGCAGCGGCUGCAGAAGGUGCCCCGUGUCCCCGCCAGGCUCCUGCCGACCAAGCCAUUGGAAACCAUCUGUGUCCAAGUACAGCCAGAACAGAAAAAAGAGAAAGAAAGAUCAGAGCUAUCUCUUGCAGCAAUUCAAAGAUCAAAAAAUGCAGCCAUGAGUCAGCCACUUGAGAAGAAUUCCAGGAUUGUAGCACUCAGUGUUAUUAACCCACAUAUUGUUACAGUGCCUGGACCACAGCAAUUUUUGUUACAUAAAUCUUCUGAACCUACCCUUCAGCUGCUUCUGCAGAGACCUUUACAUCCUCUUGGACAAGUUUCCUCAGGCAAGAUAACACAUGAACUACUCAAUGGACAGAAAAACAUAUCUGUUACAAUAGCUGCUUCAGAGUCUCCAAAUGUUACUCGUGCCCCAUCUUGUUCAGCAAAUUCACUCACAAACCACGAGAAGAAGUACAAAUAUAGAGUUAAAAAAUCUCUAAAAGUGAAAACUCGUUCUGGGCGAAUUUCAAGGCCUCCCAAAUAUAAAGCUAAGGAUUACAAAUUCAUUAAAACUAAAGACUUGGCUGACUGUCACCAGUCUGAUUCUGAUGACUAUGCUGAGCUAAGUCUAGAAGAUGAUGAAGGAGGAGGCAAGGAGAAAGAAGUGUGCUCAUUAUUUGGUCCUUUGAACUAUGACCUAAAGCCAAAAUUGUUUAAAUGUCAAAGCUGUGAAAAAUCCUAUAUAGGAAAAGGAGGGUUAGCACGGCAUUAUAAACUUAAUCCAGCUCAUAGGCAGGAAGAAUCUUCACAAUCUUCUGCUAUAAAUAGACGGUUGCUGGAGUGUACUGGGCAGACAAGUUGUGAAAGUAUACAUCAGAUGCUUUCACCAACAAUUAGUGCCCCUUUAAUAAAUGAAAUUGGAUCAUCUGUAGACUUGAAAAAUAAUCUUCCUAUAGAGAAUGAGCAACAGUCUUCUACAUCUACAGAAGAUGGAAAGUUAAUAGAACAUCAAAACACCGAUUUAUUGUAUUUGGGUCCUGGAAGACCCCAACAACCAAGAAGGUGUGGCCGACCAAAGACAGCUGAAAGAUCAAGGUAUUCUGGAAGAUAUAGCAGGCGCAGUCAGUUCUCUUCAAAGUGUCUUAAUAAUAUGUCAGCAGAGCACCACAGUAUAUUUAGAAGGAAAGCUAGGCUAAAAGAGCUGAUCCAGCAAUGUGCCAACGAAGAUUUUAUGGAGCUGGCUCUUCCACGCUUUACAACACUUGUUACUGUAUCUGAAUUCCUAUUGAUGAAGGUAGGAAAAAAAUACCCAACAAAAGCACUCUUUCCAGAAGUAUACCGGGAAUUUGAAGAGUUGCACACUAUAGUAAAGAAAAUGUGCCAAGACUAUUUGAGUACUCCUGAAUUAAACAACCCUCUGGCAAUAAAAAACCCAAAGGUGGCUGAAUCUCUAGGAAUUAUAGGCAGUGAUCUUGAAAUGCAAAUGAUUCAAACAAUAGACUCUGCACCCGAGUGUAUUAAAAUUGCUGAUGCACGUGUAUGUACAGAGAAACGAGCAACUGAGGGUUCUGAUGAAAUGUUGCCAUUUGCAAAAAAGAUCAGAGCUGAAAAUUUGUUAGAAAGUGUGACUAUCAGUUCAAGUCCUGGUGAAAUAAAGGAAAGAAGUCCUGCAUAUGAAGGUAGUGGUUCCCCCCCAGAACAGAACUGCAGAGCAAACAUUUGCACUGGAUAUAGAUUACAGCAAAAGGAGUGCCACAAAUCACUUGAACUAGAAGCUUCAAAUGAGAUUGCAGAUACAGAUCAGUUCCUGCAAGGGAAGGCUGAGAUCUUACAACCUUCAAGUGUAUCAGAGUUGGAUUGUUCAGGCUACCUAUUCUCACAGAGUGAAAGGUUGCCACUCACCAGUUUAGAAAGUUCACAAGAAAAGAUGGUGGCAGCAUACUCUGGUUGUAAUGCAGCAAGCGGACUAAGUGUGUUUGAGAUUUGUAACUCCACAGCAUCAAAAAAAGCUAAUCAAAAUCGUUCCUUGUCAGUGCAUGAAGAAAGCAAUCAUAAUGAAAAAUAUCAAUCUCAGGAAGAAGCGAGGAUUUUGUCAUUAAUAGAUUGUGAACAUCCUAGGGUAUCUGAUUAAGCAAAAUCUUCCCAAAUUAGUAACAUGGCAGUAGCUAAUCCAUUUGGGUCUCAAUGAGAUAGCGUUUCUAUAUGAGCUUAGAAAACUCAUUGACAGUUGAUUAAAAAGAUGACUGGAUGAGUUAGAAACUCUUCUCUAGGGAUAUGAAAUAGUUCAGGCUUUGCCUCAUCCUGGUGCUGCUGUCUUUUUCAACCAGUGUUGUAACCAAAUUGAUGAUUCUGCUAUGCACUUACAAGUUCAAGUUCUUUGGAAAGUACUGAGGCUCUUUUAACAACAUUGUUCACACAGAGAACUUGCUCAGAGUAAAGCCAUUGUAAAAAUAUAUGGUUUUU